UAGUGUUUCUUCAACCUAACUUUCUUUUUUUUAAUACCUCAUACUGACCCCCCUUACACCAACCCAAACACCCACCCACCCCUUAUCCUUCUUGUUCAAGACAUGGGUGUGCAAUGAUUUGCAUUUGGGGGAUAAAACCCUCAGUUUAGGAGUGGAGAGGGGUAUUAGGAAGCAGAAUGGUUGGGAGAAAGGUACUUCUGCUUUUCCAAGGAUUUCUUCUGCUGGUCUUGUGUAGACCCUCCCUUCAAGGAGGAGUUUUCCUGCCAGCUGGUGGAGGGGGCGGACCUGGAGCUGGAUUAGGUGCUGGUGUUGGGCCAGGAGCUGGUCCAGGAGGUGUUGGGCCUGGAUUUGGUCCUGGUGCUGGUUUUGGAACAGGGCCAGGAACUGGAAUCAGACCUGGAUCCGGAGUUGGUGGAAUUCCUGGUUUGACACCAGGAAAGACAGGAGGCUUUGGAGGUGGUGGUGUAGGUCCUGGCGGACUGGGUGUUGGAGGUGUUGGCCCUGGAGGUUCAGGGGGAGUUGGGCCUGGUGGUUUUGGUACUGGACCUGGUGGUUUUGGUACUGGGCCUGGUGGUUAUGGUACUGGUCCUGGACAAGGAGGUGGAGGGCUGGGUACAGGAGGACUUGGUGCUGGUGGAUUAGGCACUGGAGGCCUUGGAUCAGGGCAAUUUGUCAAGCCACCUAAAACAGGAGGUUAUGGAGGUCUAUCAGGCGUUGGACCAGGAGGCAUUGGACCAGGAGGCAUUGGACCUGGUGGCGUUGGACCUGGUGGCGUUGGACCUGGUGGCGUUGGACCUGGUGGCGUUGGACCUGGUGGCGUUGGACCUGGUGGCGUUAGACCUGGUGGCUUUGGACCUGGUGGUGUAGGACCAGGAGGCUUUGGACCUGGUGGCAUAGGACCUGGUUUCGGAACUGCUGGCCUUGGUGCUGGUGGCAAGCCUCCCAAACCAGGAUAUGGGGGUCAAGGUAUUCCUAUCACUCUUGGAACUGGAGGUGUUGGGGGUGUUGGAGGCCUUGGACUCAGGCCAGGUGGUACUGGCACCGGAGGCUUUGUACCUGGUGGUGCAGGUCUAGGCACUGGUUUGGGUUCUGGUGGGUUAAGCCCUGCUGGUGUGGGGACUGGUGUUGGAGGCUAUGGCCCUGGUGGAGUCGGGCCAGGAGGAGUAGGAAGAGGUGUGGGUGGAAAGCCCCCCAAAAUAGGUGGUUAUGGCCCAGGAGGGGUUGGACCUGGUGGCGUUGGACCUGGUGGCGUUGGACCUGGUGGCGUUGGACCUGGUGGCGUUGGACCUGGUGGCGUUGGACCUGGUGGCGUUGGACCGGGUGGCUUUGGGCCUGGUGGCGUUGGACCGGGUGGCGUUGGACCAGGUGGUGUUGGACCUGGAGCAGGAGGCAGAAAACCUGGGAUACCAGGAUAUGGUGGGCCUGGGGGUUUUGGGCCAGGAUUUGGUGGGACUGGAUUUGGACCAGGUGGUGCAGGAGUUGGUCCAGGUGGGGCAGGACUUGGACCAAGUGGUGCAGGAGUUGGUCCAGGUGGGACAGGAUUUGGACCAAGUGGUGCAGGAGUUGGUCCAGGUGGGGCAGGAUUUGGACCAAGUGGUGCAGGAGUUGGUCCAGGUGGGGCAGGAUUUGGACCAAGUGGGGCAGGAGUUGGACCUGGAGGCACUGGAACUGGGCUUGGUGGAACAGGUGUUGGACCAGGUGGAGCACCAUUUCUCCCUCAAACUGGAAUACCGGGUCCUGGAACUGGGAUAGGAACUGGGGGCAAAGUCGGAAAGCCUGGAAAGGCACCAGUACCAGGCAUUGGGAUACCUGGGCUAUACCAAGGAGGUAUGGUUCCUGAACAAGGUUUUGGUGGUAGAGGUGUUUUGCCAGGUGUAGCUACUGGAUCUCAAACUGGUCAGGUUGGUCAAGAUGUAUAUGGAGCCAACGGAGUCCGUGGAGGCUUUGGUCAACAAUUACCAGGCGUGUUCCGGGGAUAUCCACUCAUAUCACCAAAGUCUGGAGGUGCUGCAAAGUCUCAGGCCAAAGCUGCCAAGUAUGGGGCUGGUGGUGUGUCUGGACUAGGUGGUGGACUUGGAACUGGAGGUGUACCUGGUGCUGGUGGCGUACCUGGUGCUGGCGGCAUACCUGGAGUAGGUGGUGUACCUGGUGCUGGUGGCGUACCUGGUGCUGGCAGCGUACCUGGACUAGGUGGCUUUCCAGGUGCAGGUAGCUUUCCAGGUGCAGGUGGUGUUCCAGGUGCAGGUGGCGUUCCAGGUGCAGGUGGUGUUUCAGGCUCUGGCUUCAUUCCUGGAGCUGGCGGCGCCUAUCCUGGUGGAGCUGCGGCAAAAGCUCGUAAAUAUGCUUCAGGGAUAGGAACUGGAGCUGGGGGACUUCCUGGUUCUGGUUUAGGAAUGGGUGGUCUUGGAGCUGGAGGACUUCCUGGUUCUGGAGUGGGUGGGUUUGGAGCUGGAGGACUUCCUGGUUCUGGAGUGGGUGGGUUUGGAGCUGGAGGACUUCCUGGUUCUGGGGUGGGUGGUGUUGGAGCUGGAGGACUUCCUGGUUCUGGAGUGGGUGGUCUUAGUGGACCCUUCGGUUCUGGUUUAGGAACUGGUGGUCUUGGGUCUGGGCCUGGAGUUAGUCCUGAAGGAUAUGCUGCGGCAAAAGCCAGAAAAUAUGCUCAGCUUGGUGGGGCUUUAGGUACUGGAGGACUACAAGGUGGAGGUGGACUUGGGACUGGUGCACAACCUGGAGGUGGACUUGGUGGGUUUCCUGGUGGAGUGGCUGGGGGACUUCCUGGUGGUGGAGUUGGAGGACUGCCUGGCUUUGGAUAUGGACCAGGAGCUGGUGUGGGACCAGGAGCUGGUGUUGGACCAGGUGCUGGUGUGGGACCAGGUGCUGGUGUGGGACCCGGUGCUGGUGUGGGACCCAGUGGAGCAGGUUUUGGACCUGGACAAGGAGUCUUUCCAGGUGCUGGCUAUGGACCUGGAGGAUAUGCUGGGGCCAAAGCUCGCAAAUAUGGUGUUCCUGGUGGAGCUGGUGGAACCGGAUUGCCUGGAGGGUUAGGAGGAGCACUUGGUGCUGGAACAGGUGUUGGAGGAACUGGACCUGGAGGAGCACCAGCUGGUGGUUACGGACCAGGAGGGGCACCAGUCAGUGGUUACGGACCAGGAGGGGCACCAGUCAGUGGUUACGGACCAGGAGGGGCACCAGUCAGUGGUUACGGACCAGGAGGGGCACCAGUCAGUGGUUAUGGACCAGGAGGAGCACCAGUUAGUGGUUAUGGACCAGGAGGGGCACCAGUCAGUGGUUAUGGACCAGGAGGUGUGCUUGCUGGAGGAUAUGGACCUGGCUCUGGAGCAUAUCCAGGUGGACCCAAGGCCCUAAAAUAUGGUGCUGGUGGGGGUGCAGGUGCUCCAGGAAUUGGUCUGCAGGGUAGGGUGGGAACAGGACCCGCUGGAGGAGUUGGAGCAGGAGCAGGGCCAGCUGGUGGUUAUGGUGCUGUUGGAACAGGAGGUGGGCUUGUACCUGGCUAUGGAACAGGUGCUGGAGUUCUGCCUGGAGGCAUUGGCACUGUAUAUGGGGGGUAUGGAGGUUAUGGAGGUGGACAAAAACCACCUAAAUAUGGACAACCCGGGGCUGGAAGUAUUUCAGGAGUGUUAGUACCAGGAACAGGUGGAACUGGGGCCACAGGCGCUGGAAUUAGACCUGGAACUGGUAGUGUGCCUGGAGGAACACCUAUUCCAGUCAGUCCAGCAUCUACAAGCACAAAUCAAUCUAAAGCUGGAGUUGAUGGCGUGAUUAGCAGCCCUGAUGGUGGAACCAGUGGUCCAGGUGGAACAAAAGCUCCCAAGACUGAAUCUGGAGGAUCAAUAGAAGGAUCAGGUGGGUCUGUUGAAGGUGGUCCGGGUGAAGGUGUUACUGGUGGGCAGACUGAAAUUGAUUUAUUUGAAGGAGUUAAUGGGACAGGAUCACCCAUUUCAGAUAGAACUGCUCCAGGUGGAACAGGAGCACCAAAACUAGAGGGAGUUGAUGUUAGUGGAACCCUACCACGAGUGACACCAUUAACACCACCAGGCACUGCAACUUCUAGAGGUGAUGUCAUAGCUGGACGUGGAGAUACACCAGGCACUAUUGACGGAGGACCAGGCAGUGUGAGCGGUGGUCCAGGUGGGGUCAGUGGUGGACCAGGAGGAAUUUCCACUGGUCCAGGAGGAGUUGCCGGAGGUCCUGGAGGAGUUGCCGGAGUUAAACCUCCUAAAGCUUAUGGAACAGGAGCUCUUGGUGUUGGAGGCGUUGGUCCAGGUGGAGUAGGAGGAGCUGGACUUCUGCCUGGAGGUGGUGCUCCGUUAUCAGGAGGUGCUGGUCUGUUUCCAGGAGGUGGCGGUCCACUAUCAGGAGGUGGUGGUUUGUUACCAGGAGGCGGUGGUCUGCUAACUGGGGGUGCAGGCGCUGGAGCACAGAAACCAGGCAAAAGUUAUGGUGGAUUUGGAGGUUUAGGACCUGGUGGAAUCCAGCCAGGCACUGGCCUCAGGUUUCCAAGUGGGGCUGCAGUGGGCCUCAAACAAGGAAAAGCUUACGGAGGAGCAGGCCCACUUGGUGGGGUUGGAGGCCCAGGCGGAUAUGGAGCAGGACCUGGCUAUGGUGCUGGCCAGGGUGGUUAUGGUGGUGGACAAGCUGGUCCUGGCUAUGGAGGAGCUGGACAAUUUGGUGGGGCUGGAAGAGGUCCUGGAGGAGUUGGUGCUGGUCAAGGAGUAGGACCAGGAGGAGUUGGAGGACAAGGUGGCAGAUAUCCAGGUGCAGGCAUGGGAGCUGGGAAAACAGGUUAUGGAGGUCUAGGUGGAGCAGGAGGUGUGGGAGGUUUUGGAGGAGCGGGUGGGGUCCAAGGAGGUUUAGGAGGAGGUCCUGGAAGCCCCUUAGGAACUGGAGGUCUCAGGUACCCAGCUGGGGCAGGAACAGGGAAACCUGGUAAACCAGGCAAACCAGGUUAUGGCACAGGUGCUUUGGGUGGUCAAGGCUAUCAGCCAGGUGGUGCUGGGCCUGGAUACGGUACUGGUGUAGGUCCCGGUGGUGCUGGGCCUGGAUACGGUACUGGUGUAGGUCCCGGUGGUGCUGGGCCUGGAUACGGUACUGGUGUAGGUCCCGGUGGUGCUGGGCCUGGAUACGGUACUGGCGUAGGUCCUGGUGGUGCUGGGCCUGGAUACGGUACUGGUGUAGGUCCCGGUGGUGCUGGGCCUGGAUACGGUACUGGUGUAGGUCCCGGUGGUGCUGGGCCUGGAUACGGUACUGGCGUAGGUCCCGGUGGUGCAUAUCAACAACAAUAUCCAGGAUUUGGUGGUGGUGCUGGUGGACCUGGAAGUGGCCAAAUGAAAUCUAAACAAGCGAAAGCAGCCAAAUAUGCAGCACUUCAAGGCUUUCUAGGUGCAGGAGGCUCCAGAGGUGGUGCAGGAUGCCCAGGCAAAUACUGCGGAUUGAAGAGGAAGUGAGAUACCAGCAGUGAGAAAUGACCUCAUGAUCAACAAGCGGUGCUACUGCCUAAUCUCAAAUGCACUUUUUUACAGUUAAAAUGUAAUGACGGUGCGUGAUAGAGACUUUGAAAAUACAAUGACUUUUAAACGGUGCGAACUGAACAGGUGUCGUGAACCUCUUUGCACUGUGUAAGAUCUCUUUGCUUUAAAAACUGCAUUUCCUUAACAAAAAAAGCUUUUAAAUAUCUAUGUGUAUUUUUUAAAUUGGCCAUGCCAGCAUGUUCAAGCAGACCACACGGCUGCAGUUACGCCCAUUCCUCUUUUACGGCCUUCUCAGUUUCUCAUUCACACUUACUGUAAGUAGCUGAACAUCCAGACACAUGACGUCUAGGGACGUGCCGCUGCUAUUUCAGGAUGAACCGUGACAGUGAAGGCAGCAGUGUCGUAGGCUAUUAUGUAAUUCCCUCUAGUGCUGUACAGUAUGGGGAGUCUCCUCUCUUUAUAAUACUUAGUAACACAUUGUUUGUUUGUAUUAUUGUAACAAUUAUUAAAUUAAAAUAUGUUUUUAAGGAUAUCUAUGCAUUUAACCUAAAUAGUUUUGGGGUUUGUAAGGGAUACAUGUUGUGUGAUACAUGUUGUGGUCAAGUGCAACUAUUCAAAUGUGAUCUGUAUGUAUGAUCAUGGAAAUUCAUCUAGUCGACUGUCUUGCAAGUUUAUUUGUUUCACCGUUGAGCUUCAGUUGGGUGCACUUGUUACUUAAAAUUUUGUGAACUCCAUCCAGUUUACAGAUUUUUUGUAUGACUUGAUUUUGAUUGGGCCUUUUAGGCAUCAAAUGUUUUUAAAAUAAAUUGUGUAAAACCAAA
Messenger RNA from Misgurnus anguillicaudatus (oriental weatherfish), 6310 nucleotides. The record is from RefSeq and is a predicted model, not a curated record. Lineage: Eukaryota; Metazoa; Chordata; Actinopteri; Cypriniformes; Cobitidae.